Molecule: messenger RNA, 406 nt
Organism: Chenopodium quinoa (quinoa)
Lineage: Eukaryota; Viridiplantae; Streptophyta; Magnoliopsida; Caryophyllales; Amaranthaceae
Exons: 3
Coding region: 86-406 (106 amino acids)
Source: RefSeq, a predicted model, not a curated record
UAUAGAAGAAAAAAUUCUUAUAAUUGACAAUUGAAAACUACCAAAACAUGUAUCAGUCCAAGCAAAAUAUGAAGAACAACCAAAAAUGAUGUUAAAAGGAUUGGCAGAGUACAUGAAACACCUUGGAUAUGAAGAUGCAAAUAGAAUUGAAGACUACACAGUUGUUUUGGAAAAGAUGAAAUGGCGUAGCAACAAUGACUAUACAAACUGUGGAGUUUACAUUAUGAAGCAUAUGGAAACCUUCACUGCUGAUCCUAAUGAGAGCUGGAUUUGUGAUUUAAAACCAAACAAUGUGGAACAAAUUAGAAAGCUAAGGCUCCAAUACACAACAGAACUGAUGUUAUUUGAAGAAAACACUGAAUCAAGAGCAAAUAGAAGGAAAUCUAGAAAAUUUGCAACUUUUUAG